Molecule: messenger RNA, 681 nt
Organism: Penaeus chinensis
Lineage: Eukaryota; Metazoa; Arthropoda; Malacostraca; Decapoda; Penaeidae
Product: leucine-rich repeat extensin-like protein 1
Exons: 3
Coding region: 1-681 (226 amino acids)
Source: RefSeq, a predicted model, not a curated record
AUGUCAUCGCCUACACAUUCAAGAAACUGCUCCCCCGUCCCUACACACGAAGACAAGUCCUCACAGCAUACGUUAAAGCAAACCUUCGCUCCCCAUUUCACUGCCGAAUCCUCCGAGGAAAGCAAUCGCCGAGACAACGCGAAGCCUCCGCCGCCCACGUGCUCGUUAUCUUCUUAUCGGAGCGUCGUUAUCGGCUCGAGGCUCCGGUGGCAGUCCCACCCACCCCCGGGCAGCGAGAUUGAUGGCCCCCGCCCGCGGCCGCAGCAGCUGCAGCGGCGCCCCCGAAGCCCUCGCUGUCAUGGUGGCUCCCCACCGCCCCCUCGCCGCGGCCUCCAGCAGAAGCGUCGACUCUAUACCGAAGAGAAUUUAGGAUAUUUUCUUACACUGCUAUGCUUUCCCCCCACCCCCCCGCCACGACCCCCGCCACGACCCCCGCCAGCACGGUGUUGCCAGCACGUCCACUGCCAUCCGCCGCCGCCGAAGUCCAGCGCCGCUCCUGAGGCACGCGCCGCCCGUGCCAAAGCCCGGCCCGCACGCACCAGGCACCGACGCAAGCACAAGCAGACGCACAAGUGUCGCUCCGUAGCGGUUCUUCGGCGCGCUCGGAGGACCGACCCAAGGACUCGCCGCGGCGGGAGGCCUCGCCCGCACCCGGGUUUCCUCAGUGGAGGAAGCGCGUGA